This is a messenger RNA of Scylla paramamosain (green mud crab), 2034 nucleotides long. RefSeq names its product origin recognition complex subunit 5-like (gene Orc5). Bases 142 to 1467 code for a protein of 441 amino acids. Gene Ontology annotation, biological process: DNA replication initiation; DNA replication. The transcript has 12 exons. Gene Ontology annotation, molecular function: DNA replication origin binding. The record is from RefSeq and is a predicted model, not a curated record. NCBI's taxonomy places the organism in Eukaryota, Metazoa, Arthropoda, Malacostraca, Decapoda, Portunidae. Gene Ontology annotation, cellular component: nuclear origin of replication recognition complex; nucleus.
CAAAACAAUCUGGCAACGCUGACGGACACUGCUAGCAUCGCGGAUACACACGGUGCUCAGCGGCGGGGCGUGACAGCUGCCUUUGUUCCCGGGUUUGUAUGUCUGAAGCCUCAGUGUUGUGUCCUUGGCAAGUGAGCAGAGAUGGAAGUGUGUGGCCGUGAUGCACAGGUGAAGCUGUUGACUGGCCUCCUAGGACAGGAGGGAACCUUGAUGCCCAGCAGUGUGUUCCUGCAUGGGCACAGUGGCACCGGCAAGACUCUGGUGGCACGGCACGUCCUGCAGUGCCUGGGUGUCCUCAUGAGUCACAUCAACUGCAUUGAGGUGUACUGUCCUCAGGUGCUGUUUGAGGCAGUGCUGUCCCAGCUUACUGGCAGUGUUCCUUCACUUACCACUGGCCAGUCAUCCUCCAUCUCCUGUGACAGCCUUGGCGAGUUUGUGCAUCACCUGGCCACUGUCAGUCACACUUUGGGUCAGCCACGUAUGGCUAUUAUGCUGGAGCACAGUGAGCGCCUGAGGGACUGUGCCGCCAACAUCUUGCCAGGUCUGUGUCGCCUUCAGGAACUCACUCCAGAUGUCAAUAUAACUGUCAUCUUCAUGUCUACUCUUUCACUGGAAAAAUUUCGCAUCUCGACAGGAUUCAUGGAGCCACUGGUGGUCCACUUUCCCCAGUACAGCAAAGAUGAACUACUGAAAAUUUUGGAGAAGCUUAGGCCACCAACUACCUCAGAAGAGUUUUUCAAGAACUACAUUAGUCUUGUGCUGAGUGUGUUUUAUCAUGCCACAAGAGACCUAGCUGAACUUAUGCACCAGGUGCAGCAACACUUUGAGGUGUACCGUGAGCCGGUGGUGCAAGGGGAAGUGGAGGAAGACGAUGUUCGGCGACUGUGGAGGAACAUUGAACCUCACCUGAAGAAAGCCAUGAGCACAGUGUAUCUACGGGAGGUGUCACGCACACAUUACGACAAGAUGCAGAAGCUGAUUGAGACCAAUACUAAGGAUUUGCUGCCUUCAGAAUCUAUAGGACUGGAUUCUUUUUCCAGCAAGACUGCCAUGGUGGAGCUGCCACUGUACUCCCGGUACUUGCUUGUUGCUGCACAUCUCGCCUCCUACAACCCAGCACGCACUGACCGUCGGUUCUUCAUGAAGCAUCACGGCAAGCAGCGCAAGACUCAAGCCAGCAUCAAAGCCAAGGAACGUUGCAGCAGCCACCUGGUGGGCCCCAAGUCUUUCCCUCUGGACCGUCUGAUGGCCAUCUUCUACUCCAUUGUUGAGGAGGAGAUCACCCCAACAGCAAGCCUCUUCACCCAGCUCUCCACGCUGCUGUCCUUGCAGCUGCUCAUCCCCAGUGGUGGUGAUGACGCCCUGCAGAAUCCCAAGUAUAAGUGUGUUGCCCCUCACGAGGUGGUGCACAGUGUUUGCAAGAGCAUCAACUUUGACUUGUCUCGCUACACAUACGGUCAAGCCUGAGGACAUCACCAACCACAGAGUGCAUCUGUUGGCAGACAGACAGCCUGUUCCUGCUAAGUUGCUGUAACAUGAAUAAGGGAAGGAGAGGGCCAGGAGACUGUUCUGGAAAUGUGGUUGGCUGCAUUGUUUGUUGAGGAAGGAAACAUCUCAAUAGCAUUUUCACACAGGUGGAGGCCAUACAAUUCUCAUUAUAUUACAAUUAAGAAGAAAUUUAAUAAUAUUUUGUUCAUAAUAAACAGUAGAAUCUAACAAAUUGUUGUAAAGUUCUUAAUUUGUGUGACUUCAAUAUAUCACAUUGAUAAUUUUGUAGAAGAAAAGUAACAUGGUUUUGUUGGAGCAUUUUAAAAAUUUCCUUGGUGUCUAAUGUCAAAUACUUAAGAGUUUUCUGUUAGGGAGCCAGUGCCUUUUAAUGGAACAUCUUUGCUCAUCAGCAAGUGCCAGCAUGUUUCACAAUUAUAAUUAACAAAAUAUUUUAGAUAGGCAUCUCUUUUUAUGUAAUAUAAGUACAAAUUUAUUUAAGAAUGUAUUUUGUUAAGAUGAAAUAAAGAUGUACUUUCAUGAGGUUCA